This is a messenger RNA of Eutrema salsugineum, 469 nucleotides long. RefSeq lists its product as uncharacterized. NCBI's taxonomy places the organism in Eukaryota, Viridiplantae, Streptophyta, Magnoliopsida, Brassicales, Brassicaceae. The record is from RefSeq and is a predicted model, not a curated record. Bases 79 to 345 code for a protein of 88 amino acids. The transcript has a single exon.
CACAAUAUCUUUUCUGUUCUAUCAACAAAAAACUUUGGAGAGCUUUCUAGUUUUUUUUUUCUUUUCAUUUGUUAUAUAAUGGAGUUUGUGAUAUCGAAACGAGUCCAAUCGGAGGAUGGAGAAGAGAGCUUAAAAGAGGAGCAAGUGUCUAAGCAGCUACAUCUGAAAUCGUCGGAAACGCAAACGCAGACGCUGAACAAAAGAGCCGUCCUCAACCGCAUCCGCAACCAUAAAUGUAUUCACAAAAUAAAGAGUCUUCUUCACACCACCACCGCUAAUAAUGGUUCCACCGUCGACGCUGAUUACCGGUGGAUUGAUGGCGGCGAUGUCUUCUCUUGUCCGUAAAAGUUAUUUUGACACGUGUACGUCCACGCGUGUAUUUGUGAUUCUCUUGUCUCUCUCUUCCUGUAUCGAGAAAUUAACUGAAGCUGUCUUAAAUGAAUCAUAAUAAAAUUGUAGAGAUUUAUUA